This is a messenger RNA of Plodia interpunctella (Indianmeal moth), 4869 nucleotides long. RefSeq names its product bunched (gene bun). NCBI's taxonomy places the organism in Eukaryota, Metazoa, Arthropoda, Insecta, Lepidoptera, Pyralidae. Gene Ontology annotation, biological process: negative regulation of apoptotic process; positive regulation of cell population proliferation; regulation of transcription by RNA polymerase II. The coding region runs from base 237 to 3320 and encodes 1027 amino acids. The record is from RefSeq and is a predicted model, not a curated record. The transcript has 4 exons. Gene Ontology annotation, cellular component: nucleus; cytosol.
AUGCAUUGCGCAUAAAUGGCCGCCAUGUUGCUGCCGUCUGAAAGAUGUUCGCAACUCUGUGUGUUUACUAAUGAAUUUUAAGAACUUCAGUAGUUAAAUUACUGUGUUUGUGAAAUUGUGAGUGUACAAUGGUUUUAUAUUUCAUGUAUUGUUGUGAUUGAAAAGUCUGUCAAAUGUCUCUGAAGCCAAUAAACAGUGAAAUUUUCUUUAGAUAGUCAUUCGAUUCGGACGGCAUAAUGGCUGACAAUCUGAUUCAAAAGUCACAUAAAACUAGUGAGAAAAACAAGUAUAACAACGUUGUUCAUCGUACGACGAGCGAAUCUCUUCGUCUGAAUGAGUCGGAGAAGGGAGUGACUCACCCGACGAGCCUUCAAGCCGCGCAUAACCCAAGGAAAAUAUCUUCGUUUCAGAUAACCAGUGUGACCGUUGGUUCGCGAGUGAGCACUGAUGCUGGAGAGGAUUCAGCCGACGAUCUAGAUGAAUCUCACACCGACGACAUCUCAAGAGUGACAGAUAUCGAGAAUGAGACACCGAGUUACUCUGAAGACACCUUUUCAAAAGACGAUGUGUUUUACAACGCCUCUAGUGCAUCAUUAGGUUGUGCGCCUGUGAUACCAACGAGUUCUCAAUACGGGCUCGCGAUCGUCGGCCAGGACCCCAACACUAACCAAAUAGGAGGAGCAGUGCCAAAUAGUAAUAAUUCUGAAGUGACGGACAUGCAUGUCAGUGUUACUAAUGCCGGAACAGGCAUUAUCAAUCUCAUAGGAAAUGCGAAACCGCAGGAAGGUAUGAAAGAAAUACAAGAACAUGUUAGGAAUGAACGAUUUAAAGUUGUGAAAAUAGAAAGCACAGAACCAUUUCGUAGGGGUCGGUGGAUAUGUAUGGAUUACUUGGAUCACACAACUACUCAACCAACAGCUCCAAACAAUAACUUGGAUGUAACAGAUACUAACACCCUGCCUGCUCCUGACAGUGGUGUUGUCAUAAAUGAUAGUCUACAUGAUGAAAUGUCUAAUGAUCUUGCAAAUAAAGGGCCUAAGGACAUUCAAGGCAAUGCUCCAACAGUGCAACAACUGGAACAAACUCUUCAAAAACAAUUCCCUAUGGCUUCCCCUGGUCAAUCGUUAACCCAGCCUAUAAAUGUAGUACCUCAGCAGAUACCUGUAAAUCAAACAGUUAAUGUACAGUCACCUCCACUAGAGAUGCCGCAACAGAUGCCAAAUCAAACUAUGCCACAGCCUCAGCAGGUGGCCCAGCAACACCCACAAAGUAUGACUCAUAUUACUAUGCAAAAUGCGCCUCAAAAUCAUCCUCAAGCUCCCCAGCCACAGCAGGUCCAACAAAUACCACAGAGCUUUCCACAACAUCAACUACAACAAGUUAUUGCACAGUCACAAGGCAUAGCUAUGCAACAGAUUCCAAUGCACCAGCAAAUGCCACAACAGAUGCAAACUAUUCAAAAUCAACAAAUGCAACAAAUGAAUCAACAUAUGCCUCAGGCGCAAAUGCCUAAUAUUCAACAAAUACAACAACAGAUUCCCCAAAUGCAGGCGUUGACGAACCAGGGUCAAAUUACACAAGUGUCGAACCAGCAGUCACAGAUGCAACAAAUGCAAAUGCAACAGAUGCAAGGACAACCUAAUCCACAACAAAUGCAUAUUCAGCAAGCUCAGAUGGCAAACAUUGGGCAACAUCUCCAAGGACAGCAAGCAAUGGGAGCACAGCAAGCCCAACUACAACAAAUACAGGCUCUGCAAGGCCAACAGUUACCUAACCACAUACAAACAUUACAGAUGCCAGCACAACUUACAGGAGCUAAUCAGCAAAUACCACAGAUGCAACCACAAAUGCAUCAAAUCCCCACACAGCCUCAGCAACAAGUUGUGCCGGGAAUGCACCCACAGAUGCCCCAACAAGGCAUGGGAACUGUCCAGCCUCAGUAUAACCAAGCUGUGCCUCAGCAACAGAAUGCCCAAUCCAUGAUCAGUGCUAAUAUUCCAUCAUCUCAGCAGCCAAUGGUCCAACAGCAGCACAAUGUUCCUCAAUAUCACACACAGCAACAGCAAAUGAGUCAGCAAGGGCAAACCUUGCCACAAGAGGUGCUUACGAGUAUUGUUACAUCACAACAAGGUGCAACUCUGCCUUCUAAUCUUCAGCCGAUGGCAUCUCAGCCCCAGGGCUCGACACUGCCCGCGAAUCUCCAAAGCCUGACCCAGCAGCAACCUGUCCAUACGAUGGCUCAACAACAAGGGAAUGUGCCACCAACGAACAUGCAAAUGAUGGCUGCGCCUCCUCAGAAUAUGCAGAUGACUCUAGACGGGAAUCAGCCUAGUAUGCAGAUACCCGCCUCAGAUCCAAUUUACAUGCAACCUACUAACGUUGGUCAGCAAAUGCCAGUUGGGCAACAUAUGGCACAGCAAAAUAUGUUACCACAGCAAGUGAGCGGUCAGGGCCAAAUGGGCGGUGUGCAGUAUGUGGCCAACCAGCCUGUGUCAUUGGCUCACCAGAACAUUCCCAUGUCGAUGCAGCAGACUAUGCCGGUCGGGAUGGGCGGCGGAGUCCAUGCUAAUGUGGUGCAAUCCCAGACAAGUAUGGGAAUUGGAUAUGGUGGUGUAGUGCCAGUGAUGUCUCAGAGCAGUGUUGCUCCAGUCGAAGCGACUGUGUCAGGAACUAACUCUCCAGUGGUUUCUCUGCCUGUUAAUUCCACGGCGUAUGUGGCUAAUACGGCACAAUCGGGACAUGACAAUCAGGGCUUCGGUAGCCCAGUGAGUGCAGUGGUGUCUCACGUGAUCAGUAAUGCAGUGAUGAGCAAUGUGAAUGUGAGUGCAUGUGAAAGUGGUGCUCCGGAUGUAGCAGCGGAUACAGCAGCAGCUGACACUGGGGAUGGGAAGGAGGAGCAACCUGCCCAACCACCUGAGGAUGAAAGCAUCAACGGGUUGGCGUUGGCGCUCGGCAGCAGCGGCGCGGGCAGCCCUUCGUCAGCUGACACCAGAGAGCAGACGGCAACAUCGUCUCGUGCGGCAUCCCCUCCGCCCUCCGACAGGCAACACACCAGCGCAUCGGGCACUAGCGCGGUGGCCAUCGACAACAAGAUCGAGCAAGCUAUGGAUCUGGUUAAAAGCCACUUGAUGUUCGCGGUGCGCGAAGAGGUGGAAGUCCUGAAGGAGCGCAUCGCGGAACUAAUGGAGAGGAUCAACCAGCUCGAAGUAGAGAACACAUUCCUGCGCGCGCACGCCAGCCAAGACACGCUGGCGCAGCUGCCCGCGGCCGGUACCCGGCCGCCGCCACAGACGCAGGGCCCUCAGCCGCCGGUGUCGUAGGCCGCCGGGCCGGCGCUCGAGACAACGCCCGCCGGCCCUCGCCGGCCCAGAGGUCCACAGCCUCCCCCCUCGGCGCGCGACCCCGGCCGCAGCUGCACGUUGCUCGCGGGACCCAGGGAGUCACUAUGGCUGUGCUAUGUUAAUUCGUAGGUUAACAAGAAUGAGUGGAAAGUACACGGUCGAGCGCCGAGGGACCCCGCGCGGCCGAUCGUCGCCGCACGAUAAAUCACACAAGUGUCUAGUUAGCAUCACCGCGCCGCGCCCGCUCCCCGCUUCGCUCAACGCUCAAACGCACCACCGGCGGUGAGGGACGGAACAGCGCGAUGAGCCUUCUAUAUAAUGCUUCAGAUUCAUAGACGUAUAUAUUCUGUUAUUAUAAUUUAGGGUGCAGAAUUUCGUGCUAACUGCCAUGCUUUUGCUACGCAUCUCAGCAACGAGUCUUUAGUGUUUCAAUGUACGUCGUCGUAUUUUUUUAUUCGGUUUAAAGUUUAGGUAUCGCUAACCAGAUAUUAUUCCAUAUAAGAUAAUUAUAAGACGUGUGUUUAUAAUGAAUGUAAUAAACUAGAGAUGAAUAUAAUAUUUCGCAUUGAACAAUGACUGUGUGUUAAUUUAUUUUCUCUAUUUUUUAUAUGUAUAUGUAAUUUAAGUUAUUUAUCGAUUUUCAAUACUGUGUUACAUUAAAUUGCAAGUGUUGUCCUUGAAAAUGUUUAAUGAUCUGUAGAUUGUUCUGAAAGUGUUGUGUGAUGUUUCGUUUAGUUUAAUCAUUUAAUUAUAUGUUAUUGUUAUAUAACGUCGGAAUGUAUGUUAUCUGCAGUUGAUGUUUAACGUUUGCUGAAGAACUCAUAUUUUAGAUUAGAAUCGUUGCGAGAUCGUGAACUCGUGCGAUGCUGGCUUUAGUCAAUUUUGCACGCUGAACAUUAAAAAAAAAAACUAUUUUUAUUCCAGUCCUAUAUCGGUGAAUAAAAUAGAAUUUAUAGUAAUUUAACACUGUAUUUUUUUAAUAAUUAAAUUGUUUGUAUAUAGUACAAGUUGUAAUAGAUUCGUGUGUAGGGAACGAUGUACAUAUGAACGAAUGUGAUGUAAGGAACCUAUUCCUUAGUCCGUGCAUAGACAGCGGAUGUAUCGCGGAAUAUAGCUAAAGCAUAAGUUAAAUAUUCGCUGUAUUUAAUACUAGUUUCACUGUUUAUAAUUAAACAACCGAACAAAAUGUCUGAUGUUAUGACUGAUGUAUGAAAUAAUGCUAGGACUUGAAAGGAUCGGGCAGUUUUUGUAACUGAAAGAAUAUGCCAGCAACUCGAGUGUGACUAUUUUCUUUAUAGAAUAGUAUUUUGUACAACGCUAUGUGUAUAGAUGAUGUUAGGUCUUUGAUUAUUGUGAAUAUACAGUAAUUUACUCCAAGCAUUACCCUAGACCUAGUUAUGAAUUAUAUUACGAUAUAUAAUACUGAAUAUUGUAAAUAUACUGUAAACAGAGAUGCCCGUUGUAGCUUAUGUUGACCAGAAAGGUUCCUCAUACAUACCCAAUAAAUGCAAAAGUAUUCAAAAUGUUU